Molecule: messenger RNA, 2388 nt
Organism: Cyphomyrmex costatus
Lineage: Eukaryota; Metazoa; Arthropoda; Insecta; Hymenoptera; Formicidae
Gene: Pkc53E
Product: Protein C kinase 53E
Exons: 14
Coding region: 295-2313 (672 amino acids)
Biological process (GO): protein phosphorylation
Molecular function (GO): diacylglycerol-dependent serine/threonine kinase activity; zinc ion binding; ATP binding
Source: RefSeq, a predicted model, not a curated record
UCGUCGGGGCCGUGUGACAGCUCCCGCGUGCGGUCUCCACACUCCGUAUAUACCGAGUUCGAUCGUCGUCGGGAUAGCGGAACGAACCGCGCGCGCGUAACCGAGAGUAGAACGCGGCAUCGUAAUCUGGACUCGAGAGGUUUUCCGGGGAGGCCGGCGUUAUCCUCGGUGACGAGCAGCCGCCCGCGAGUGGCCCACGGGACUCGCUGUCGGCGAGUCGAUUCAUCGUCGAUCGACCGGCGUCAGCGAGACAAUAACAACAGCAGCAACAGCGUCAGUAGCAGCGGCCGAGCCAUGGCGGACGACCAGGAGAACAACACGUGCGAGGACUCCCUCGGGACCGGCGACUCCAAUACCGCUUUCGCCAAGAAAUUGCGGGGCCGAAAGGGCGCCCUCAAGAAGAAGAAUGUCUACAUGGUCAAGAAUCACAGCUUUAUGCCCCGAUUCUUCAAGCAGCCCACCUUCUGCAGCCAUUGCAAGGACUUCAUAUGGGGCUUUGGAAAACAGGGAUAUCAGUGCCAAGUCUGUAGUUUCGUCGUUCAUAAACGAUGUCACGAAUACGUGACCUUCACAUGUCCGGGAGCUGACAAAGGAGCUGACUCGGACGACACGCGGACGAAGCACCAAUUCAAGCAACACACCUACAACAGCCCCACCUUCUGUGACCACUGCGGUAGUCUUCUCUAUGGUGUCAUCCACCAGGGCAUGAAGUGCCAAGCAUGCGACAUGAACGUGCACAAGAGAUGCGAGGAGAGCGUGCCGAAUCUAUGCGGAUGCGAUCACACCGAAAGACGUGGUCGUAUACACCUGCACAUCACAUGUUCCGGUAGCAAGCUGUCCAUAGAAGUGCGAGAGGGACGAAAUCUCAUUCCGAUGGAUCCAAAUGGGCUGUCGGAUCCCUACGUUAAAUUGAAGCUAAUCCCGGAUUCGGACAACGUGAAGAAGAAAACAAAGACAAUCAAGUCGUGCUUAAAUCCAGAGUGGAACGAGACACUCUUCUUCGACCUCAAAUCCGAGGAUAAAGACAGACGGCUGUUGAUUGAGGUAUGGGAUUGGGAUCGAACAUCCAGAAAUGAUUUUAUGGGAUCUCUAUCGUUUGGCAUAUCGGAGCUUAUUAAAGCACCUGCAAGUGGGUGGUUCAAGCUCCUUACUCAAGAAGAGGGAGAGUUCUACAAUGUGCCUGUUCCUGAGGAAGGCGUCGAUCUCGUCGAACUUAAAACCAAAAUGCGGAAAACUUCGGUGACAAAAAAGACACACACGACCCAGGAUAAAGAUGUGCCGCACAACAUGGGCAAGAGCGAUCUGAUAAGAGCUAGUGAUUUCAAUUUCUUAAUGGUACUUGGCAAAGGCAGCUUUGGAAAGGUCUUACUGGCGGAGAGAAAGGGGACCGAUGAGCUGUACGCCAUCAAAAUCUUGAAGAAGGACAUCAUUAUACAAGACGACGAUGUGGAAUGCACAAUGGUCGAGAAACGUGUACUCGCGCUCUCGAGCAAACCUCCUUUCUUAGUGCAAUUGCAUUCCUGUUUUCAAACGAUGGAUCGCCUGUACUUCGUGAUGGAAUACGUGAACGGCGGCGAUCUGAUGUACCAAAUACAGCAGUGUGGCAAAUUUAAAGAGCCGGUGGCAGUAUUUUACUCAUCUGAGAUAGCGAUCGGUUUGUUCUUCUUGCACUCGCGUGGCAUCGUCUACCGCGACCUCAAGCUUGACAAUGUCUUGCUGGAUCAGGACGGUCAUAUAAAAAUCGCGGACUUUGGCAUGUGUAAGGAAGGCAUCACCGGUGACAAAACUACCAAGACUUUCUGCGGCACGCCUGAUUACAUAGCGCCCGAGAUUAUCCUAUAUCAACCUUAUGGAAAAUCUGUGGACUGGUGGGCUUACGGUGUAUUACUCUACGAGAUGUUAGUAGGUCAGCCACCGUUUGAUGGCGAAGAUGAAGAUGAACUUUUUUCUGCGAUCACGGACCACAACGUCAGUUACCCAAAGAGUCUGUCUAAAGAAGCCAAAGAAGUUUGUAAAGCGUUCCUCACAAAGAAUCCAAGCAAGAGACUAGGAUGUGGAAUGCGUGGCGAAGACGAUGUGCGAAGCCACGCAUUUUUCCGGCGUAUCGAUUGGGAGAAGAUAGAGAAUCGCGAAGUGCAGCCACCCUUUAAACCAAAAAUUCAACAUCGCAAGGAUGUAAGUAAUUUCGACAAGCAAUUCACUUCGGAGAAGACAGAUCUGACACCUACGGAUAAGCUAUUCAUGAUGAAUUUGGAUCAGACGGAAUUUAUGGGUUUCUCAUAUCUCAAUCCAGAGUUUGUGCAACACAUUUAAGCAAAUAUUUUUUUCUUAGAAUACCUAUUCUUCAUUCCUCAUAAUUCAUCUUUCUCUUCAUCAUUCAAAACUUUC